CAUCGAGCAGGCAACAACUAGCCGAAAAAGAAAGAAAUUUGUUAAAUAUUUUUUAAAAAUACGUAAUAUAACCACAUCAAAAAUGGAAUACACCAGCAAGACCCAGAUCUACCAGAAGGUUAAGAAGCCUCUGCUGGAACGCCAGCGACGUGCCCGCAUGAACAAGUGCCUGGACAACCUGAAAACACUUGUCGCCGAACUCCGAGGUGAUGAUGGCAUCCUGCGAAUGGACAAGGCCGAGAUGCUCGAAUCAGCGGUGAUCUUCAUGCGCCAGCAGAAAACCCAAAAGAAAGUGGUUCAGGAAGAGCGAUCCCUCCCCUUGGACAGCUUCAAGAAUGGCUACAUGAACGCCGUUAACGAGGUGUCACGUGUCAUGGCCUCCACACCUGGCAUGAGCGUCGACCUGGGAAAAUCGGUGAUGACUCACCUCGGUCGCAUCUACAAGAACCUGCAGCAAUUCCACGAAGCCCAGACCGCCAACGAGUCCCUCCAGAUCUCGAUGGACUGCUCUUCAAUGGACAAGGCACCCCUCAGCCCCGCCUCCUCUGGAUAUCACAGCGACUGCGACAGCCCCGCCCCCUCACCACAGCCUAUGCAACAGCCCCUGUGGCGCCCCUGGUAAAAUGGGGUUAGUAGUGGUAGGAAGGUGAUAGUGGACUGGGAGUACCAACCAACAACGCAUCUGUGAUAGCCCAACUGUGAUGGCAACAAAAUAGCAAAAUGAAAAACAAUUAGCAAAGCAAUAAAAACAAAUAUAAACCAAUUUAAAA
Messenger RNA from Drosophila eugracilis, 770 nucleotides. RefSeq names its product enhancer of split m8 protein (gene E(spl)m8-HLH). NCBI's taxonomy places the organism in Eukaryota, Metazoa, Arthropoda, Insecta, Diptera, Drosophilidae. Gene Ontology annotation, cellular component: nucleus. The record is from RefSeq and is a predicted model, not a curated record. The transcript has a single exon. Bases 83 to 622 code for a protein of 179 amino acids. Gene Ontology annotation, biological process: regulation of neurogenesis; regulation of transcription by RNA polymerase II; anterior/posterior pattern specification. Gene Ontology annotation, molecular function: DNA-binding transcription factor activity, RNA polymerase II-specific; protein dimerization activity; RNA polymerase II cis-regulatory region sequence-specific DNA binding.